GCCGCCCCGGGGGGGAGAGGUGUCCAGAGGAGCUCUCCUGAGGGACAGCAGCAUAGAAGGGGCAACAAAGGGGUGACACCCCCAGGACAGAGCAGACACGGUGGAGGCAAUUUUCCAACAUGAAUCUGGUAGCAGAUGUUCUCUGCUUGUUGGCUUGCCUUACUGUGGUGACUUGUGACCGGGUCUACGUCCACCCUUUCAAUUUGUUUUCUUUCAAUGAGAGUGACUGUGACAAGCUGGAAAAAUUGGUUCAGGAGGGAAAGACCAUUGUCCCCGUCUCCAUUGAGUCCCAAACCACACCUGAAUAUGAAUGCGGCAUGAAUGACAACAAGUUGGAAGCCCCAAGCCUCAGCACCUGGGGGGAGAAGGAACGGAGCUACCUGAGUGACCUGGUGUAUGUCCUGGGCAUGCGGUUUUACAGCGCGCUGCAGAAAGCACAGAGGGGCCAAAAUGUGCUCCUGUCCCCAACCAGCCUCUACAGCUCCUUGGUGUCAUUCUACCUGGGGGCCUCAAACCAGACAGCACUUGAUCUGCAGGGUUUGCUGGGAUUUGUCCCCCCCUCUGGAAACCCUGACUGCACUUCCACGGCAGUCGGAAGCAAUUUCCUUUCCAGCCUGAGGACGAUCGAAAGGCUUGUGAAGAGCGGGGACGAGGAGCUGCUCUUUUCCAAGACACUGAGCUUGUUCUCUGCCCCUGGCGUAGCCCUCUUCCAGCUGUUCAUGGAGCACUUGCUCCCCAGUGCUGAUGCAUUCUACGCCCGAGCUGUUGACUUUGCCAACCCAGGCGAGGCAGCAGAACAAAUCAACGCCUUUGUGGAGGCCAAAAGCGAGGGCCAGAGCAAGGCCUUGCUGGCAGACAUCGACCCAUCCGCCGAGCUGCUGUGCGCCGUGGAUGUCCGCUUGGCAGUGAAUGUUAAGCAAGCCUUCCCGCUCAAAGAGCCUCAGGAGUUCUGGGUGGAUUCAAGCACAAUGCUUUUGGUCCCUAUGUUGUCUAUCACGGGGACAUUCAAGUACAAAAGCGAUGCCAGUGGCACUUUUUCCGUGGUGGAAGUUCCCGUCAGCCGGACGGCGCUGCUGGUGCUGCUGCAGCCUGUCAAUGGCAGCGACCUGGAGCGCGUGGAGUCCCAGCUGACCUGGCAGUCCUCAGCCUGGCUCCAGCGCCUGUCCCCAAGAGAAAUUAAAUUAAAGCUGCCAGCAUUAACACUAGAAGACAGCUCUGAUCUACAGGAGCUUCUUGCAGAUAUGGAACUGCCUGCACUGCUGGGGAAGGGGGCAGACUUCAGUAAGAUAAGCAAUACCAGUCUAACAGUUGGAAAGGUAAUAAAUAAAGCCUUUUUCAAACUGGCCAGUGAUGGAACAGAUCAGCCAGAAGACUCUGCAGCACAGAAGGAGGAUGGGGUGUACCUGGAUGUAACACUGAAUAAGCCAUUCCUUUUUGCUGUUUUUGAAAAGCAGUCAAGGGCAAUGCUUUUUCUUGGCAGAGUAGUAAACCCUCUGCAUGAGGAUUAAAUGCAAA
Molecule: messenger RNA, 1515 nt
Organism: Haemorhous mexicanus (house finch)
Lineage: Eukaryota; Metazoa; Chordata; Aves; Passeriformes; Fringillidae
Gene: AGT
Product: angiotensinogen
Exons: 5
Coding region: 120-1508 (462 amino acids)
Biological process (GO): regulation of systemic arterial blood pressure by renin-angiotensin
Molecular function (GO): serine-type endopeptidase inhibitor activity
Source: RefSeq, a predicted model, not a curated record